Molecule: messenger RNA, 303 nt
Organism: Penicillium taxi
Lineage: Eukaryota; Fungi; Ascomycota; Eurotiomycetes; Eurotiales; Aspergillaceae
Exons: 1
Coding region: 1-303 (100 amino acids)
Source: RefSeq, a predicted model, not a curated record
AUGUCUAUUUCCAUUACCAGCACCGAUCUACUGCAACAGUCACUGCCUAGUAUCAAUAUUGGACCAAACUUUACGCAGUCGAGUGCGAUUCACAAUAUUCAAUACAUCGGACCGCUACGUCGUUGGGCGACCUUUAAGAAUGAAGUCACUACGACAUUUCAAAAUAUGAAUUGGAGCCCUGUCCCUCUCUCGGUGACUCUCGUCAAUGCUCCCAUCCAUGGACCAUUAUCAAAUGAGCACAUUCGAUGUGGUGAUGAGAUAGGAUUACAGGGUCGUUUUGAUGAACGUGUAGGACAAUUUUGA